CUGAGCCAGUGAUGAAGGCGUCGUUCAAGGCUAUAUACGAGCCCGACAAAGCGGCAGCCGCUUCCACCAUUUCCGUCAACACCGGCGACUUCAAGCUCCGCGCCUCCCUCACCGAUGCCACCGUCGUCAAUGGUCCCGCUUCAGUGAACGACCUAGCUAUCGCCGUCGAGAAACCCGGCUUCUUCAUCGUAGACUACAAUGUGCCCAAAAAAGAUAUUAGGUUUCAGUUCAUGAAUAGUGUUAGGGUGGCAGAGAAGCCGUUGAAUUUGACUUACAUUCACAGCAAAGGCGACGGGCGGACCAUUUUGGAUGGGGCUUUGGUGAUUGAUUAAGGCAAUAAUGUCUCUGCAAAUCAUGUGCUCGGAACAGGAAAUACGAAGCUGAAGUAUACUUAUGUUCAUGAAGGGCUGACAACUUUCGAGCCGAGCUAUGAUUCGGGGAAGAAUGCGUGGGAUUUUGCUGUAACGCACAAGGUUUACGGGGAUGAUGUAUUCAGGGCUACUUAUCAAACAUCUGCUAAGAAUUUGGGGUUGGAGUGGAGCCGAAAUUCAAAGCAGAACGGGUCGUUCAAGAUCAUAGCAUCCAUCAAUUUGGCAGAGGAACGAAAAAUACCAAAAUUAUGUGCCGAAACUACCUGGGACUUUGAGAUGUGAUCUCCUUAUUUGUGCUGCAGGGGAGCAAGGAUCUCAUCGCUGAUGGAGUAUUAUGUAUUUUUAACCCUUCAGUUUACAUGUAAAGAUCAAUUCUAGGUGGGCACUGAAAUAGUAUUUGAUUUUGCUUUGCUACC
Salvia hispanica is the source of this 787-nucleotide messenger RNA. Its product is annotated as outer envelope pore 24B-like protein. Gene Ontology annotation, biological process: regulation of monoatomic ion transmembrane transport. Lineage: Eukaryota; Viridiplantae; Streptophyta; Magnoliopsida; Lamiales; Lamiaceae. Gene Ontology annotation, molecular function: voltage-gated monoatomic cation channel activity. The record is from RefSeq and is a predicted model, not a curated record.